GGAGGUUGAGAGCUUGUGUCUCCGCCUUCUGCUGAGCGUUUUGCCAUUUUGUCCCGAUUUUUGUCCUCAGACUUCGCAGAUGGAAAACCGACUCGACGGUGAAUUCCGCCCAAAAAGAAAAGUAUUUUUCCAAAGGAUUAUUUGUUAGUUUGAUGGGUACGCAAUUGCUAUGGAGACCAAUUUAUAGAUCAAACGGAUGGAAUCAGUUUCUGCAUUUGAUACAACAUAACUUUGUUCUUUAAAAAAUAACCACGAUGUCGAAAAUAAACUGGCAAAAGGAGGGAACGAUGACUAUAGUUCCACCCCCACCCCAAAAAUUCACCCUGGAUGAAUGGAAACUUAAUAAUAUAUACAGGUAUCGAUGCUCAGAAGCACAACAGGAAUUGGCUGAUCGCUUACUCUCAGAAAGUAAACGCGUUUGCGAACUAGCUGCAGAAAAAGUGAAAACGAAUAGGGAGGAAACUGAUUACCGUUUAGAAGAAAAGCUCCAAGACAUUCAAUUUUUGAAGGAUGAACUUCUUCGAAUUCGAAAGGAAAUUAUUCUUGAAACUGACGCCCUCCUCACUUUUAAAGAGAGACUUAUCAAUUCUUUGAAUGCUGUGAAAAGAAAUGCUUUUGAUAUUUGUAGAAAGUGCCUCAUCGCCAGAGAGCAUCGACUUGGAAUCGACUUAGUACAUGACGUAGCUCAAACGGAAUUGCGCAAAGAAUGUGAAGUAAUAAAGGGGGUAGAAAAUUUGUUAGUUCGAAUAGUCGAACAAACUCAGGAACAGAUUCGAAGACUAAAGUCAACGCUUUAUCACAUGGAUCACGAUCUUGAGGAUAAAGAAAAUAACAUAAGAAUUGAUCAACACAAUCUUAACUUAAAAGAAACCAGUUUAAAUCUUAGUAUUUAUCAUGGCACCUCAGCUCUUAAUCCUUCGACAAUUACUUUAAAUGAAUGGGAAAUGCAAACAAGGAAAAAUAUUCUGGCUGCCGCAAAGGAAAUAAACACAGCAAAGCCUUUGCGCUGUUAUAUCGACACAAUUUUGCGACAAAUUGUGGAUGAUUUAAAUGAUCAAAAAAAUGCAACGAACGAAGCUCUGAGACAACGAAUUGAUGAAACUAGAGAAGUAAAGAUAAAAUUAGAAAAUCAGCAUUCUGAGAUAAUGCGUCAAGCUAAUGAAAUGAGUCGUAAUGUCACAAGCAUUCAAAAAGCGCUCGCAGAAAAGGAAGGAUUUAUGGCUCUCGCUCACACUCGAUUAGGUAAUCGAUCUCAGAGACCUGGCUUAGAAUUUACAAGCGAUCGUGUAGAAACUUCGCUAACAAGAGAACUUGUUGAGUUGCGAGAAAUUGUUGCACAACUCCAACAGAAACUUUUCGAGGCUCAAGAUUGUCUACGUUAUUUACUCAAGACUCAGAUUCAACUAGAGGAAGACAUAAAUAUUAAAACAAAUACUCUAAAAAUAGAUGAAGUUGACUGCAUGAGUCUUCGCCAAGGUUUGGAUUACCACGCCUAUUAAAUUACAAAAAAGAAAAAUCGAACUUCGAUUCUCUUGAUGAAAGAAAGUUUCUUUACUUUAAAAGAAAUGAGUAGAGCCAUUUUUUCAAUUUAUGAAAUUCAAGUUUUUACUCUUUUCGCUUUGAAAUACCAAAAAUUAAACAAUUUUAUAUAAAGAAUCUGUAAGAAUCGUAUAAAGUUAUUUAGUAACACAAUUAUUAUAUUAUUCUCACUAUAGAGAGUUGGUUUCGUUAAACGAAAUCGUUUUGAUACUUAAUGUUUG
Molecule: messenger RNA, 1760 nt
Organism: Belonocnema kinseyi
Lineage: Eukaryota; Metazoa; Arthropoda; Insecta; Hymenoptera; Cynipidae
Gene: Tektin-C
Product: tektin-1
Exons: 7
Coding region: 255-1499 (414 amino acids)
Biological process (GO): cilium movement involved in cell motility; cilium assembly
Cellular component (GO): nucleus; microtubule cytoskeleton
Source: RefSeq, a predicted model, not a curated record